AUGGCCUCAUCGACUACUAUCACCAAUCCUCAACCUCUUGCCAAUACCUCCCACUCCCGUCAAAAUCACCAGAACCGACCGCCAUCAUUUAAUACCUCGACGAGUAGAGCGCAGAAGGAGGAGCAAGAGAUCUUCGACAGUCGGCGCAACCCGAAUAUGUCUUUCAGCUUGAGUCAAGGCUCUCAAGGGGGAGGAAUGGCGAUGCAAUCCGGACAGCCAUUUAGACAUUAUGACGCCAAUAGUCAAUCAGCUCGCAGGAAUUCGGCACCGCAGAUAUACUCGGCCAUCUAUUCAGGAGUCGAUGUCUAUGAAAUGGAGGUAAAUAAUAUUGCUGUCAUGCGCCGGCGCAAGGACAGUUGGCUCAAUGCCACUCAAAUAUUGAAAGUCGCUGGUAUCGAGAAAGGAAAGCGAACAAAAGUAUUAGAAAAGGAAAUUUUAAUCGGCGAACACGAGAAGGUACAGGGAGGAUACGGAAAAUACCAAGGCACAUGGAUCAAGUUUGAUCGGGGACUCGAAUUCUGUAGACAAUACGGAGUAGAGGACCUACUGCGACCUCUUCUCACUUAUGAUAUGGGACAAGAUGGAGGAGUUGCGGGACGAGGGGGCAUCGACACCCCCACGAAGGAACAAGCAAUGGCUGCACAACGAAAGAGACUAUACAACUCAGGAGCCGAGAAUAGAUCGGGAGGACAAACUGGAACCUUUUUCAAGAACAUUUCCACCACAGCUUCACAUGCGGUUGCGGCGAUUAGCAAAGCACGCUUUGAAUCACCGGUCCCUCGCAACCGUAAUGGAGCUAGUUCUGGUCGCCCUCCUAGCUUCAGUCGUCAGUCUUCACAACAAAAUUUAGCUGCGCAGGACAAUAUGUAUCCAAGCGGAUCGCAGCAAAGCAUGCAGAGCUUUGCAUCCAACGACGGUAUAGACUCGGCUUAUGCGACCCAGUACAAUUUACCGCGAGACAAUUCUCGCAAUGGUGAUUUCGAAGAACCACCAAGAAAACGGAUGCGACCUACACCUGGAGAGCAAGACUCGCAGCAAAUGGACGGAUAUUAUGAUGCGUCAAUGAGAGAGCCAUCCCCGACAGAAGCAAAUGAAUCAUUUGCAUACCAUGCGCAAAUGACGCAGGAUGGUGAAAACGGAAUUCUUCCACCUUUAACAAACUCAUCGACUCAGGAUAUCGAAGCCAAAAAGGGAAUGCUGUUACAACUUUUCGUCGAUCCUGCCCGCACAGAUUAUAGUAAACAUCCCGUGUUCCUCAGUCUGUCUCGCGACGACCUUGAUAUACCACUUGAUAAAUCCGCUAACACUGCGCUCAUAUGGGCUGCAACCCUCGCACGAAUACCACUUCUCAGAGCCUUGAUCAAUGGUGGUGCAAGCAUCUACCGUGGGAAUCGAAUUGGGGCCACCGCGCUAAUGCGCUCAUGUGAGGUCACUAAUAACCUCGACAUGGCAAGUUUUCCAGACGUACUAGAACUGCUUGGUCCUACGAUUGAGUACACCGAUGCUCGGGACAGAACCGUACUUCAUCAUAUCGCAGUGGCAUCUGCCGUGAAAGGACGAAGUUCUGCAAGUAAAUAUUAUCUCGAGUCACUUCUCGAAUUUGUCGUGAGAGCGGGCACCGCUCCAAAUAGUCAGCAAUCACAAUCGUUCAGUAGCAAUCCGGCGGCGCCACAUACAAUGAAUCUUGGUAGGUUCAUGUCUGAAGUCGUUAAUCUACAAGACAAGUCGGGGGAUACCGCUUUGAAUAUUGCAGCACGAAUUGGAAAUAGAAACAUCAUCAGUCAGCUCUUGGAGGUUGGCGCAAAUCCCGAGAUAAGAAACCGUUCAGGUCUUUGUCCAAACGACUUUGGUGUAGGCGAGAAUUCAGGAAAUAACGACAGAAACUCCAGCCGUAUACCACCACCCGAGCGACUACCUUCAAGGACAAAUCAGACCAGUAAUGAGAUUAUCUCUUCAAUUUCAUCUUUAGUCACAGACGUGGAGACAGAAUUUACAAAGGAAUUGGAUAGCAAGCAAGCCAGGAUAGAUAAUUUACAUUCUCAGCUUCGCGAGUCAUCAGCACUUCUUGGAGAGCAACGACGAAGGCGAGAGCAACUCGAAGCCCAGGCGAAGGAGCAAGCAACACGAAAACACAAACUUGCAAAUCUCCGAAGAGCAAUGGAUGCAGAACGUGCACGACUUCAACAGAUGCAACAGCAAAUGGGUCAACCCACACAACAAACCGAAAUGCAACUCGGCGAUGCCGAUAAGGGACUCACAUUACCCGCUUUGCCCUCGAACGUCCUCGCAAACAUCAGCUCAAGCACUCAAAUGUCGGCAUCGAAUCUAGACCAAGCCCAAAGACAACUCCUAUCCUCCCUUCCACCAUCAUAUGUCCUUCGAGCACGUAUCGCCGCAUAUCAAAGCAACAACCAAGCCUUGGAACAAAACGUCCGUGAUCUUCAGAGCAAGAGCUCUGAGCUGGUAAAUAAAUACCGAAAAGUCGUAGGAAUAUGUACGGGCACGCCACUUGAUAAAGUCGAUCAGGUAGGCCCGAAGUUACUUCGUGCUAUUGAGAGUGAACCGAAUGUGGAUUUAAGACGGAUAAGGGAUUUUUUGGGGAGGGUCGAGGUUCCGAAUUGA
Molecule: messenger RNA, 2622 nt
Organism: Glarea lozoyensis ATCC 20868
Lineage: Eukaryota; Fungi; Ascomycota; Leotiomycetes; Helotiales; Helotiaceae
Product: DNA-binding of Mlu1-box binding protein MBP1
Exons: 3
Coding region: 1-2622 (873 amino acids)
Cellular component (GO): SBF transcription complex; MBF transcription complex
Molecular function (GO): protein binding; transcription coactivator activity; DNA binding
Source: RefSeq, a predicted model, not a curated record